This is a messenger RNA of Dioscorea cayenensis subsp. rotundata (Guinea yam), 1424 nucleotides long. RefSeq names its product protein PIN-LIKES 7-like. The transcript is spliced from 9 exons. Lineage: Eukaryota; Viridiplantae; Streptophyta; Magnoliopsida; Dioscoreales; Dioscoreaceae. Gene Ontology annotation, biological process: endoplasmic reticulum to cytosol auxin transport. Bases 232 to 1383 code for a protein of 383 amino acids. The record is from RefSeq and is a predicted model, not a curated record. Gene Ontology annotation, cellular component: membrane.
ACCAUUUAAUUCCAAUUAAAGCUCACAAUCCUCCUAUAAACCCUCCCUUCCAUUCUCUCUCUCUCUCUUUCUGUAAAGAAGAAAAAAAACAUCAAACAAAAGGAAAUUUCUCUCCUUUGUUUUCCAUCAUUUUUUAUCAAUCCAAACACAAAAGGAAUUAUACAUCAUCUCACCAGGCGCUUCACAACUCCACAAGAUUACAAUAACAACAGCAAGGCAAUUUAAAACACCAUGGGGUUCUUAUCCCUCUUCCUCCUCGCAUCAAUGCCGAUUGCACAGGUCCUGCUCAUAGGCCUUCUCGGUGCCUACCUCGCAAGCGGAUAUAGCAACAUACUCACGUCGAGUGCCCGAGAAGACAUAAACAAGGUAGUGUACACCGUCUUCACACCAACUCUAAUGUUUGCAAGCCUUUCGCAGACUGUAACACUCAGAGACAUCAUCUCCUGGUGGUUUAUGCCCGUUAAUGUAGGGCUUAUAUUCUUAAUCGGCUCGAUGCUAGGACAGAUAGUUGUGCGGUUACUGAAGAUAGAAACUCAUCUUCAAGGACUAGUAAUUGCGGCUUGUUCUGCUGGAAACCUCGGCAAUCUUCUCUUGAUAAUAAUCCCGGCUAUCUGCAGCGAGGCCGGAAGUCCAUUUGGGGACCAAUCGGUCUGCAGCGCCAAUGGACUCUCUUAUGUAUCGUUCUCAAUGGCGCUUGGUGGUUUGUAUAUGUGGACUUACACUUAUGGCAUUAUGAAGAAAGCACGCCGAUUGCAACUGAAGCUUCAAACAGACAACAAUGGCGGAGAUAACGCGGAUAACAUUGAUGAGGCUGCAGUUCUUACCUCAACAAGACCAAUAGAAGAGUCAACAGAAAGUGAACUUGUAUGUUGUUCUUUUAGACUCAAUCUGAAACCACCUUAUUUCUUUGUUCAUCAGAUACUAGGGUUUAUCUUUGGGACAGUGCCUUGGCUAAGGUCUCUGGUGGUUGGAGAAGAGGCACCUCUUAGGGUUGUUCAAGACUCCAUUAAACUACUAGGAAAUGGGACAAUACCCUGCAUUACUCUCAUUCUAGGAGGAAAUCUAUCUAAAGGGUUGCGAAAAUCUACCUUGAAGCCACUGAUGAUCAUCGCAGUCAUCUGUGUUCGCUACAUGGUUCUCCCGGUCAUCGGUAUCGGUGUAGUAAAACUCGCCAAUGAGCUUGGUUAUUUGCCAGAGGAUCCACUGUACCAUUUUGUCCUGAUGAUACAGUUCACUAUGCCCCCUGCCAUGAAUAUCAGUACAAUGGCACAACUACUUCACUCUGGCCAAGAUGAGUGUUCAGUGGUGUUGCUAUGGAGUUACCUAGUGGCUGCUCUUGCGCUGACUGUCUGGUCGAUGAUCUUCAUGUGGAUCCUGUCAUAGAGAAUCAGAAUGUACUAACUAUAUUCACAAAUAGCUUCAUU